AUGAUGUCCUUGACAUCAACCAGCGGCCGCAGUCUUGGAGAUCAUCAUUGCCGAAGUCAAGCGAUCAGCAGUUUUCUAUGGCACCAACCCUCGGCACCACGAAACUCCGAUGGCGUUACAACUUGCUCUACUCACCGUGGCAUGUCCAUGCCAGGUUGGAUUCAAGGCUGCAGGAACGAUGAUGACUGGUUCAGGCUGCCGGCUGCCGACGAAUGGUCAGCUCAGCUGCAGACUGCAGUCUUGAGCUCCACUCCGCUUCUGCCUCCACCUUGCACUCUUGCCAUGUAUAACUUCGCGCGGGGUAUUCGUGAUUCGCUGCAGCACACAAACACUACACCAAAGUUCAAGCACCGAGGCGUCGAACCAGGAUACUUCGCAAUGGCCACAACGAAGCUUCCGGCUAUUGAAACUGUACCAGAUCUUCCGACCGACGAUAGAGCUGCGAUACUCGACCUAUUGUUUGAGCCCAGCAAACAACUUCACUCUUUAUCGGUGCCACUGCUACACGAAAAGUCCUUUGAGUCGUAUGGGGAUCUCAUUGCAGCAGUGGGCGUGCAGCUGACCGACCUAUCGGAGUCCGCAUCAUCCUCCGACACAGAAUGGCUGGAGAGUAUACUAGGAUCCCAUCCCAGGCUUGGAGCAAAGAAGGUUGAGAGCACACAGUCGCAAGCAGAGCAAUCGCAGUUACAGGGCAAUGCCGAGGAGGCAGAACAGCUUCGAGCUUUGAACGAGGAAUAUGAAAUGAAGUAUCCUGGACUGCGAUAUGUCGUGUUCGUAAACGGCAGAAGCCGACCAGUCAUUAUGGAGGACAUGCGCAAUCGUAUCGCAAAUGGCGAUUUGAAGUCGGAGCGGGCUGCUGCGAUUCGAGCAAUGUGCGAAAUCGCGGCCGAUCGAGCCUCCAAGUUGGCCUGA
This is a messenger RNA of Fulvia fulva, 912 nucleotides long. RefSeq names its product putative allantoinase 1. NCBI's taxonomy places the organism in Eukaryota, Fungi, Ascomycota, Dothideomycetes, Mycosphaerellales, Mycosphaerellaceae. The record is from RefSeq and is a predicted model, not a curated record. Bases 1 to 912 code for a protein of 303 amino acids. The transcript is spliced from 2 exons.